Molecule: messenger RNA, 1053 nt
Organism: Solanum dulcamara
Lineage: Eukaryota; Viridiplantae; Streptophyta; Magnoliopsida; Solanales; Solanaceae
Product: RNA exonuclease 4-like
Exons: 7
Coding region: 1-1053 (350 amino acids)
Biological process (GO): rRNA processing
Cellular component (GO): nucleus
Molecular function (GO): 3'-5' exonuclease activity; nucleic acid binding
Source: RefSeq, a predicted model, not a curated record
AUGGACCAUAGAUAUGAGUCUUCUGAGACUCUAAGGAAUAAGUGUGCAGCAUGCUAUAGGCAGUUCAACAAAAUGGAGCAUCUAGUUGAACACAUGAGGACAUCUUAUCAUUCAGUUCAUGAACCCAUAUGUUGGAUUUGCAAAAAACACUGUCGAUCUUUUGAAUCUUUGAGAGAGCAUCUCAUUGGGCCAUUGCCAAAGGCUGAUUGUGAGAAGAUUUUCAAGGAGCGAGGAUGUGACAUUUGCUUGACAUUUCUUGCUAGUCGGAAUGCACUAAGGGCACACAAGGAAUCAUGUCAACUCUCACGCUCGAAUAAUGGUUUGCUCAAUCGCAUGGCUAGGUUGGGGUUUCAAGAUAAACUAAAAAUUGAGAAUAGUCUAGGAAGAGUUGUUGCUCUUUCUUGCAAAAUAGUAGGCGGUGGCACCGAUGCCUCUCUUGAUCUUUGUGCAAGAGUUUGCCUCAUUGAUGAACAUGAAAGAAUCCUCUUUGAGUCCUAUGUCGCACCAAAUAUUCCAAUCACUAACUACAGGGAUGAAACAUCGGGAAUAAGGCCAGAAUAUAUGAGGGAUGCAAUGCCACUGAAGCAAGUAUCAAGAAAGAUUCAAGAUUAUCUUUGUAAUGGGGAACCUAUUUGGCAAAUUCGUUCUAAAAGUGGAAGGGCUAGGAUCCUUGUUGGUCACAAUUUGGAUCAUGAUUUUAAAUGCUUAGAACUCGAGUACCCAACAAUGAUGAUAAGGGAUACGGCAAAAUACCCUCCAUUGAUGAAAACAAGCAAGCUCAGCAACUCACACAAGUACUUGACCAAAACUUAUCUUGGAUAUGAGAUUCAGACAGGAGUGCCAGAUCCGUAUGAUGAGUGUGUAGCAAUAAUGAGGUUGUACAUGAGAGUGAAAUCACAAGUUCAUAAAAGGGAGGAGUAUCCACUUGCCAUUGACCCACAAAAUCGUAAUAAUUUUGCGUCGUGGAGGCAAAGUGAGCUUGAAAGGAUGACACCUCCACAAUUACUGGAAAUCUCACGAUCUGAUUAUUAUUGCUGGUGUUUGGAUUCCUAA